AUAUAUAUGUUCUUAGAUCACACCCGAUGUUAAGCUUCUUGCUCGUUUGAUUUGAAAUUCGAAGGCCUUCUGUUCAAAUGUUGCCCAAAUUCAACUCAACAUGCACAAUCAUCUUCAGCCAAGCAGGCGCAGGCGACACAAGGAACGCAAAUUACAAAUAACAAACAAAAACUGCAACAUAAUAUUCCCAGUGCUACAGCAGCUAUAACUACCAGAUCUCAGUAGCCGUAGCAAGAGGAAAACAAAAUUCGAUGUAUUUAUCUGUUACAAAUUGAGACGUAUCAAAAUUUCCGAAUGUUUUAUUAUAGUAGUUGGCUUUCUACACACCUUUCGUUUGCAUUGGUUUUUGGUAUUUUCGAUGUUGAUUAUUUGUUUACUUGGCUCCUGCUGUGGUCUAAAUUGCUGUCAAGGCAUAUGACAGGGAGUUCUUAAAUUACAAAUAUGAACAUAUGAUUUUAACAAAUUAUGCAGCAUACAAAAAUUGGAUACGAGUUUGCUUUUGAUUCAGACCCCAUAAUGUGCAAUCCUAAAGCCUUUCAAAAUUGCUGUUCCCGGGAAAAAGUGUAGACGAUAAAUAUAGUUCUCUAUAAAAUAGAUCUUAAAUGGACAAUUUUUUCUGGACACGCCUGCAUUGACGACCCACAGCUGGCAAGACAUUUUUUAUACUUUAAAAAACGUUAAAUUUAUAAUACGAAUAUAUACGCAUUUUGUGGCAGAUUCAUAUGCUACACACUAGCUCAUCUUUAUUGCUGGUGCCUGGGUGUUCAUCAUUCGCAUUAGCUGCAGUUUUCCGUGCCCCAGACGAACACCAAUCCCGAUACCAGUGUCAACAACAGGUUACGAGCAAUGCGUCGCCGUCGUUGCGCAGUCGGUGCGCAGUCGCAGUGGCAGCGGGCAACCGAGCACGGCCAAGUGCUUAAGGAAUGGUAAACGUUACCUGUGCACGUCAGUCCAAGGUGAGCGCUCGUGCUGUUCGGUUUGCUUUGCAUUGGUUUGGUUUGGUUUGCCAGCUUGUUGGGCCGCGUUGUUUCACUACUCAGAGACCAAGACGCUGAGCUUGAAAUUGAAAUUCUUUUGUGCUGGCCCUGUGGCUCGUGUGGUCUCUGUUACGUGUUUCGAUCAAGUGCGGUGCGGAAAGCAAAUCAAAUUUGUAUACAUAAAAAACGUUAAACCAAAACGUAGCUGCUUCCAAGUACAGCAAACCAAUAAACAAACCAACACACACACACACACACACACACACACACACACAAACAAACACACACACAGUUUUAAAAUGGAAUACCGGUGCUUAAGUAGAAGUUCUGUCAAACAUCUAACGGCACUCUGCGUCAUCAGCAUUGCACUCACAUGCGCCAAUGCGGCGUUGUGGCCCAGCUUCAGUAGCAGCAGCAGCAGCAGCGCAGAUGAUGCGCCGCCCAGCAAAUGCGCCGGUGCGCGUGGAUUGAAAUAUUUGUCUGGUGAUGCGUUGACAGACUCACCAGACUGCCUGGGUCCAAAUAAUGCGCCAUAUCCCAGCGCGGCCGUUGCUCGCACAUUCUCCAAUUGGAACGGAAAUUCGCGACGUGGACGUCAGAGCAAAUUGCCCAGCACACUGGAUCCAGCAAUAACCACAAGUGCAUUGUUGAGGGCCUACGAUGAGGUGAACAAUGAGGCUAUCGGAAGCAAUCGUUAUGGUCGUUCAUUAAAGAACGCUACGCCGGCGCAACAGUGCAAGAGCGAUACGCCGGCGCGACUGUGCAAGACGCGCUACAAUACAACUGCGCCCAUGUAUGGCGUUAGCUUGACCUCGGGUCAGCCCGUGACCAUUGUGCAAAAGUUUCCCGAUCUAUUGCAACAGGUGGUUUUUGAGGUGUGCGAAUCCUCAGAAUGCGAUGUGGUGCGUGGCGAGUGCACGCAGACGUAUGUGCCUUAUUUGUUCCUGGUUAUACCUCUGGGCCCAGUAACGCUUACUGGCCAGGAUUAUGUGCUCGUUGAGAGCGGAUGUGUCUGUAAGCCAAAAUACUCGACGGGUGCCGCUCAGGAGCCUAACAUGAUACCGUAAAUGCAUGAAAGUGUUGUCACACUGGUAUACAACAGCAACCAAAAGAACUGAGCGAGUUUAUAGGGUGGAGCGGCAAAAUUUACUUAAAUCUGGAAUUAUUUUUUGUAGCAAAAUCAUAUUUUUAAUGUUAUUUAUUCGUUUUUCGUUUGCCUCUAUUUAUCUCUCCCUAUCGCUGUUUAAAUGAAAUAGGCUUUUGCUCGAAAAAUAAUGCUAAAAUUAAGUUUUUAAUUAAAGUAAUGCAUUUAAAUUAAUUAACAUUAAUAUCAAGGAACAUCAGCUGCCGAACAAAUUAUUAGAUUUGUGGUAUGAAAGAGACAAAUGAAAAACACGCACAUGGCAAAACAAACUUAGUUAUACUUACAUAUAAUAAUUUAAUU
Messenger RNA from Drosophila novamexicana, 2421 nucleotides. RefSeq lists its product as uncharacterized. Lineage: Eukaryota; Metazoa; Arthropoda; Insecta; Diptera; Drosophilidae. The transcript has 8 exons. The record is from RefSeq and is a predicted model, not a curated record. The coding region runs from base 1277 to 2044 and encodes 255 amino acids.